CACGCCUGACAUGUUCAUUGAAAUUGAUUUGGAACGGUAUGUUAAACGACAGUAGCUAACAAGUCCCCUGUCAGGUCGUACUUGUCCUCGGGACUCGGUUGAUUUUGUAAUAACUCCGCCCAUCUCUCCGGUUCACCAUUACAAAACCAGGAAACACCACAUCACCUACUACAGUUGUGACUUGUGCUCUGGAGAAGCCGACGUGACAGCAGCAACUAUGGGGAUCAAAAUUAGAGUCGAAUACUGUGGAAACUGAGGGUACGAGCCCCGCUAUCUGGAGCUUGCCCGUGUUGUCAAGGGCGAGUUUCCUGAUGCGGAUGUUUCAGGCUUCGUGGGAAGAAGAGCCAGCUUUGAGAUUGAAAUCAAUGGGCAGCUUGUCUUCUCCAAGCUUGAAUGUGGUGGCUUCCCUUACGAGGAUGACGUCAUAGGUGUAAUUCAAGACGCUAACGAUGGAAAGGCUUUGAAGAAGAUCACCAAAAGCCAAGCACCAUGUGUCAUCAUGUAAGUCUCCUGAGUGCUGCUUCAACAGCAUGGAGAAGAGCUAGUGCAGCCGUAAACUGCUACCGUCACCUGCGGCUUGUGCACAGUUUUUAUACGAGCAGGAAACGUGUUUCGUACCAACGGCACGAUUUAUAAGCUGCCAACUCUAUGUUUUUCGCUCGUCUUACUAACUUCUCAGUUCCUAUAGCAGUGCCCCAGGCUGUUAAUGAUUACUGUGGCCUAAAAUCACAUGGGCCAUGGUUUGAUGAACUCUUCCUGGGUGUACAUAAAUAUAGGAACAGAGAUGUUAGAGGAGAUGGAAUCAGAGUAACCUUUCUUGUCUUUACUGUCUUAUAUUUUUAGUCAUGAUGAGCUGCCUAAUUGUUAUGUUAAAUGCAGGGCUUUGUUGAUCUUACAUGCAAAUAACAGAAAUCAGUGAAUGCAAGUACCAAUGCAAACCCCAGUGAAUUUAAUGACUUUUCUUCUGUUGAAGCAUCAUGCUGUCAUUUACAUCAAUAAUAGUAUCACACUUCAGAUUUAUUGCAACAUUAAGUCUGUUAUGUUUCUUUCUAACAUGUAGGAAUAUUGAUUGUGUCUGUUGGGCAGAUUUUGCUUGGAUCAAUACCUCAGUACUAAUUUAGUGGUAAUUUUAUCUUUUGUAUUGUGAGCUGCUUAAACAAACAUGUCAGCAUGAGGAUAGGCAGUAAAUGUGAACUUGAAUAAAUGGAUAACAUAAUUGUA
Cynoglossus semilaevis (tongue sole) is the source of this 1221-nucleotide messenger RNA. RefSeq names its product migration and invasion enhancer 1. Gene Ontology annotation, cellular component: cytosol. The transcript is spliced from 4 exons. The record is from RefSeq and is a predicted model, not a curated record. Gene Ontology annotation, biological process: positive regulation of filopodium assembly; negative regulation of apoptotic process. Lineage: Eukaryota; Metazoa; Chordata; Actinopteri; Pleuronectiformes; Cynoglossidae.